Eimeria acervulina is the source of this 152-nucleotide messenger RNA. RefSeq lists its product as hypothetical. The transcript has a single exon. The annotation marks the transcript as partial. The record is from RefSeq and is a predicted model, not a curated record. NCBI's taxonomy places the organism in Eukaryota, Apicomplexa, Conoidasida, Eucoccidiorida, Eimeriidae.
AGUCGCUCUCUUGUAACACCAACAGAAGCCAGCAGCAGCAACAGCAGCAGCAGCAACAGCAGCAGCAACCACAGCAACAGCAACAGCAAUUACAGCAACAGCAGCAGCAACAACAACAGCAGCAGCAACAACAGCAGCAGCAACUGCAAUAA